Molecule: messenger RNA, 4221 nt
Organism: Austrofundulus limnaeus
Lineage: Eukaryota; Metazoa; Chordata; Actinopteri; Cyprinodontiformes; Rivulidae
Product: monocarboxylate transporter 2
Exons: 6
Coding region: 177-1712 (511 amino acids)
Biological process (GO): monocarboxylic acid transport; transmembrane transport
Cellular component (GO): basolateral plasma membrane
Molecular function (GO): monocarboxylic acid transmembrane transporter activity
Source: RefSeq, a predicted model, not a curated record
CAGUCAGACAUGUGACCAGGCGUCAAAUAAAGAAACUGGCUGCAGGAACUUGGGUUUCUAACUCCUGAGCUCUCACAGACCCCACAGGCUCUCGCUUAAAGGAGAAGCUGAGCUUCCCUUGCAGUCUUCAUACAAUCACCUCUGGUGGAAAGUGUAAACACCUGAGUGAUUACUGAAUGGGGACAGGUGUGAGGGGAGAGAGAGAGCAGGACAACCCAGAGCUGGCUGAGGAAGGGGCGAGAGUUAACACAAAGAUCAGGAAGAUGGGCCCUGCACCUGCAGACGUAAUGGGGGACAAACCCCUGGAUGGCGGUUGGGGAUGGAUGGUGGUGUUGGGCGCCCAUAUUUCCAUCGGAUUUGCGUACUCAACGCCCAAAGCCCUUUCCAUUUUCUUCAAGGUGAUUCAAGAGGACCUGGAGGCCAGCUAUAGUGAAAUAGCAUGGCUUUCUUCGAUCAUGCUAGCUGCAAUGUAUGCAGGCGGACCUGUGAGCAGUGUGUUGGUCAGUCGAUUUGGAAGUCGACCAAUCGUCAUGAUAGGUGGACUGAUGUGUGGGGUUUCGAUGGUAACCGCAUCUUUUGGGAGCUCCAUCGUCUAUCUCUAUUUAAGCAUUGGCAUCAUUGGAGGUUGUGGACUCUGCUUUAACCUGAACGCAUCUCUCACCAUCAUCAGUAAAUAUUUCCUCGUCAAGCGACCAUUGGCCAAUGGACUUGCUAUGGCUGGGAGUCCAGUGUUCCUCGGCGUCCUGGCCCCUGUCAACCAAUUUCUUUUGGACCAGUUUGGCUGGAGAGGAAGUUUUCUCAUCCUAGGGGGUGUGAUGCUUAAUUGUUGUGUUGCUGGUGCCUUGAUGAGACCCAUAACUCCUCUUCGUAAACCAUCCUCUGGUGCACUAAUGAAUGGAGUGGAGAAAGGCAACACUAAGCUAAAAGGAAGGCGUAUGAAGAAAUCUAUGAAGUUUGUGGAUUUGACCUUUUUUAAGAAUAGAGGCUUUGUCAUUUACCUCAUAGGAAAUGUGAUGUACAUUUUUGGCGCCUAUGCACCCAUAGUGUUCCUGUCAGCUUAUGCAAUCAGCCAAGGUGUGGAGGAGUAUGCUGCAGCCUAUCUGCUGUCCAUCAUGGGCUUUGUGGACAUGUUCAUUCGCCCUUGCACCGGUUUGUUAGCCAACAGCAAAUUGGUCAGGCCAAGAGUCCAGUACCUCUUCAGCUUCGCCAUAGUUUUCAACGGURCUUGCCAUUUACUGUGUCCCCUGAUGAAGAGCUACCCCUUGCUGGUGGUCUAUGCUGUACUCUUUGGUGUGGGCUUUGGAAUGGUUUUCGCCCUAAUCUUUGAAUGCCUCAUGGACCUGAUGGGAAACCGGCACUUCCCCAGUGCUGUUGGACUGGUGACCAUUAUAGAGUGCUUCCCCAUGCUUUUGGGACCACCUGCUGCCGGGUUUCUGGUGGAUGUCUUUGGUGACUACAAAUACCUGUUCUUCAUGUGUGGAGGAGUGAUCGUGACCGGUGGGCUCUUUCUCUUCAUAUUGAACAUGUACAACUACCACUUGCUAGAUAAAGAGAGUUUGGAAAAAGACAGGAAGCAGAACCAAAUCAGUUCGGAGAACCAGGAUGAGGUGAACAGCUCCGAGGAGCAGAGGGAGCUGAACGAGCCCGUGGCGAUAGAGAUGAACACGGCCAGGCAAGAGCCUGAACUGGAACAUGUACAAGAAACRAAUUGAUCAAAACUACGGACUGAUUUUAAUGACUUACUAAAAUACUUGCCCACGCCUCCAUUAACUUCUUACUGUAGAGGUGGAGUGCAGGCAAACAGACAAAACCUUUAGUCCUAACUACAAAUUGUUAGGUACAUUUACAUUUGGGAUUUUUAAAAUGUGUUUUUUCUUUACUUUGAUAAUGUUUGAUGGGACAUUGGUGGAAGGUGGUCAGAUAUWAAAGUUUAGACCAAAGCACGCGACUCCAAAUUCGAUACAAUAUCCAGACUGCAAUACUAUCAGUAGUAAAGUAAGUAAAGUAAAGUUUUAUUUAUAUAGYGCCUUUCACAGAAAUAAAUUCACAAGGUGCUGUACAUUCAGGUAAGGGGRGAGGGGGCAGUUAMGAAACACCCAUUCAAGAAGACAUACAAGACAAACAUGGGGGAACAUGUGAAACGUGUCAUGCAGCAAACACAGUUGCGCUACGUUUAUGUGCUAGCUUCARGGUAAACAAUGGGUUCAAACAGUUAUAGUUUCAAAAGCACUACAAGUUUUUAUGAAAGCAUUCUUUAAUUUAAAUGCUUUUAAUUACAUGUCAGAGUCAGGGAUAUAGAGAAUCCUCCCACUUCCCAUACGGUUCCUGCAAGCUGUCAGUCAGCUGUGUAUGAUGGCAGAAGGAGGGAAAAYUCCUUAAAUGUUACACCUGGUUUUAAUUAGGUGAGAAAAUAGAUCAAGUAAAAUGCAAUUGUUUAGGUAUCAAAAAACAGACAACAUCCCCUAUUAUUUCUUUCAAAGUAUCCGUGUUUUGACACAAACAUUGCAAAUAAUUACCUAGUUUAAGUUAAUUACCUAGCAAGUUAGGUUCUCAGUUUUAGGUCACAAAAACCAGGAUGACAAAAAUAAUUAAUGUUCAACACAAUAGGUAUUUAUUGUUAUAAAUAAAUAUUGGUAUUUUCAUCAAAUUCAGCUGUAUAAUUCUGUAUUUUUGUCCUGAUCUUCUGUUAUUAUUUUAAAACAACCCUAGUUGACCAAUGAUUGUAAUGAAAGCAAAACUAUCAAUACAUUCAUGGAUGUAUGUAUAUUCAUACAACAUGGGAGUAACCAUGUUAAYAAUCAGAAUAACCAAAAAUAAUUAUUAAAGAUUAAAUUAUGAAUCACUUUAAAUACAUUUUAUUUGUUUGUUUUUAUUAUGUGACAUUGUGGUGUUUUUGCCUAACGUUAUCAGGAACCUGUUAAAAUCUUCAAUCUGUCUGGUUCUGUACAUAUUUAAAGAUUAAACUGCUGCACAUGGGGUUUUUCCAAUAUGUGCUGCUUUAUUAUUUUCUUUAUGUAGGUAAAAAAAAUGUUUAUCAACAAAAACAAAAUCCAAAUCAGUAUUUUAACCACAGUUCACAUUAUUAUCUGCCUGUGAGCAGUUAGAGUAUUGACCAGGAGCAUCUGACUUUGUUCUUGGUGUCUGGUGUUUGAACAUUUUAGYUCUCUGGAAUGUGGGGUUUUGUUUUAAAGUUUUUGUAACUAAUGUUGGGAUUUAUUAAGUGUAUCACUGCAGCAUUCAUUAGAGUGUCAGGAAAAAUGUUAUUAUAAGUAAGUAAGUAAAGUUUAUUUAUACAGCACCUUUCUUAGACAUAAAAUCACAAAGCACUUCACAUAAAAUAAAACAAAAACAAAUUAAAUUAGUAAAUUAAAACAUCACAGCAUUACAUUCAUACGAGAGUACAAGUAGUAAAAAAAAACUUAAUUAAUUGAUGCAUUCCACACAAAAGUGGACCAACUGAUCCGUUUACACCACUUUAUCCACCAGUCAUGAAGUCGGACCUUUGUUUUGUUUGUUAUUGUAUCAGUAAUGACUGUGAAAGGCUGUUGUUUUUUUCAUUGGUGCRGCAAAAUUACAGAUGAUCCUAAGAACCUUUUAGAGUAAAUAUUUGCAACAGAACGUUUACUGGAAUGUGUUCAUAAAUGCAUGUCUCGCUUUCCUUUCUGUGACUUCUUACUYGUCCUAAAUCAACCCAAUCUUUAUUGUGAAAACAUUCAUUCUUCUUACAUGGAUGCGAAGAACCUCCGGGGAACAGUUGUGGGAUCUUUUGAUUUUUCUGUGUUUUUAUUGUGGAAUACCAGCAGGUCUUUAUUUAGCUCAUGCAACACUUUUGUAGCGAGUUUUUCUUACAAGAAUUUAUUGUGACAAAACCGAUUACUUAAUUGUGAUGCUGAAUUCUUUCGUUUUGAUUUUUUUUCAAACUUUUGUCAUUAUUUAAAACAAAUUGGACUGUAAUAGUGAAAUGUAGAGACUGUUCCUCAGUGAUGUAAUCAUUCUGUGGUGACAUUUAGCCCUGACAUUUUUUAUUUGGGUGAGAACUGAUUUAAAUUCUGUUAAUUGUGCUCAUGUGAGUGUUUACCUCAGACUCAGUGACAAUAGAAAUAGAAAUAAUCUUAAUAAUGGCAGCUCAGUAAUUAUUCUUGCACAAUUUAUGAUUUCCAGAGACAUGUUUUACACAUAUGUGUUGAGAUUGUUUUGUGUAAUAAAAACAGUCUUAAGUUG